AUGCCGGUGUGGGGUCUUACUUCGUCUGGCACAUUUACAGUUGAAUCCGCCACAUGGCUUGCCCAUAAUCUUGACCUUGAUGAUAAAUGGGAAAAUCUUUGGAUAUGGAAAUUAGAUAUCCCCCCUAAGCUCCAAAUCUUCUUGUGGCAAAUUCUUCAUAAUAGUCUAAGCGUUCGAGAUACACUUUACAAAAGAAAUGUAAUUCCUUUUAGUGAUUGUGGUCUAUGUAAUGUUCAUAGUGAAACAGAAAUUUAUCUUCCUUAUUUGGAGUAUUGGAAAGAGCGAAAUUCUAUAAUUUUCAGCCAAGAAUCCUUUGAUAUUCCUAGAAUUUUCCACCGAGCGCAAUUUGCGUUCAAUGAGUGGCACUACAGAAUUCUCACCGAUACCUUUUCUUCAUCGGGAUCUCCUAUUCGGAGAUCCUCAUCUUCUCCUUAUCAUUCUUCAACAAACACCAUCAUGGUUUUCUGGGAGGCCCCACCAACAAAUUUCUACAAACUCAAUUUUGACGGUUCAAUACUCAACAAGUCAGCAGCAGCAGGGAUUCUCAUCAGAGACAGUAGUGGGGCAGUUUUAGGAGCUCGCGCUUUCAACCUCGGCACCACCAAGGUUUUCAUAAUAGAGGCCAUCGCUCUUCAUAAAGGCAUUCUUCUAGCUCUUGAGCGUGGGAUCAAAAAUAUCAUAAUUGAAGGUGAUAAUCUUUUGGUAAUCAACUCCGUUAAUGGCAUCUAG
Molecule: messenger RNA, 729 nt
Organism: Chenopodium quinoa (quinoa)
Lineage: Eukaryota; Viridiplantae; Streptophyta; Magnoliopsida; Caryophyllales; Amaranthaceae
Exons: 2
Coding region: 1-729 (242 amino acids)
Molecular function (GO): nucleic acid binding; RNA-DNA hybrid ribonuclease activity
Source: RefSeq, a predicted model, not a curated record